AUGGGCGUUGGUAAUCGACUAGAUCGAGGACGAGACCGGGAAAGAGAACAUCAAGCAAGCUACUCUCGCCGCUCACGCCAGGAGGAAGGUGGCGCUAGUGGAGAGGUUGGGAAGGAGUUUGCAAGUCGAUAUGGGGGACUCUUUUCAGAGAAGGACUGGAAAUGUCCCAUCUGUUCGAAUAUUAACUGGGCACGUCGAGUGGAGUGUAAUCAGUGCAAAACACCAAAGCCUGGUUUAGAGAGCACUUUAGGUUCGCGUGAUGGUCGUGGAGGUGGUUACUUAGAACGUGAUGAGGUAAUAGAGUAUCGUAAAACCAGAGAAACGGAAAAGGACGAGGAAUGGGAUGAAUUUGGGAGGAAACGGAAGAAAAGGAAACAGGGAACAGAUGAUAGGGCAUAUGAUUACGAGGAACAACAAUCAAAGAAUCAUCGUCCCAUUAUAAAUAAUAACAUGAGCGACUUGGACGAGGAGGAAGAUGAAGGUGAUGACGAUGAUCGCUGGGCAGCAUGGGAUGAUAUUAUUGGUACGGAUGAUAAUAGAGAGAUGACCAAUGGAGAAUCUUUAAAGACUAGCAAUGAAGAAUCGAGGAUAGAUCGUCACCGUGGUUUGCGGAAACGUUCGUCAAGGUCUCGCUCACCGCGUCGUCGUGAGCGAUCCGUUUCAAUAGACAGGCAGACAAGAAGAAGCAGAUCAUAUUGUAGAGGAGAAGAAGUAGAUCUUCAUCGAGAGAUAGAAGAAGAAGUAGAUCGCUGUCAAGAGACAGGAGAAGUAGAUCGUCAUCGAGAGACAGGAGGAGAAGCAGAUCAUCGUCGAGAGAUAGGAGGAGAAGUAGAUCGUCGUCGAGAAGUCGAAGGUGGAGAAAAAGAUCAUAUAGUUAAAUUCAAACAAUAUUAA
This is a messenger RNA of Paraglomus brasilianum, 894 nucleotides long. The record is from the annotation of a GenBank genome assembly. NCBI's taxonomy places the organism in Eukaryota, Fungi, Glomeromycota, Glomeromycetes, Paraglomerales, Paraglomeraceae.